GGUCUCUCUCUGUCACUCCAUUCUGUCCACUUCAGUUUUUGGUUCAGUAGGCCGCAGGUGGGCUCAUUGAUCACAGUAGAAUUUUCUAGGAGAAGGGUCUCUCCGGUCCCCAACCCUCACUGUCAAAGUUGGGUGGAUUUGAUCAGAUUUUGUUUUCAACUGUUUUCCCUUUCGAUGUUAAAGUUUGGGGCUUUCUUUCUUUCUGCUCAUUAUCACUGACCCUGGAUGGCUUGCAUAAUUGGUUAUUAUUGGGUGGUCUUUCUGAAUGUGUGAAAUGGAAGUUUCUGUGGGAAUAAAUAGCUUUGUCCUUUUGUUGUUUUUCUUCCUCGGUUCUUCUUCUGAAGUGGGUUUGUAGCUGAUUUGUAGAAAUUUGUUAGUCUCUUAAGGGAGAUGGGUUGCAGACGCACUGUUUCUGGAAUUUCCUCAUGGCAGUUCCCAGUUGCCUUUCCACCUGGAGGAUUAACCAGUUACUUGUGGGAUUUGUGUACUUGUAUGCUACCGACUUAGCUGAUUAGCUGAAAACAGGAAAAGUGCUUAAAAAGCUUUGCAAACUCUCUUCUUCUGUGCGGCAAUGGUGGGGUUCCAGAAGUCUGCAGUAGUAGUCUUAGUUUCCCUGAUCAUCUCCCUUUCAAUUAAUCACUCAGACCAACUCCAGUCGUCCCAGGGUCAAACCCUCAUAAGGAUUCAACACCUUUUGAACAAUCCACCCGUCCUAAGCACCUGGAAAAGCUCAACUGAUUUCUGCAGCCUAGAUCCCACUUCAUCUGUAACUGUGGUCUGCUACCAGGACACCAUAACCCAGCUCCACAUCAUUGGAAACAAGGGAAGAUCUCUUCUCCCUAGAAACUUCUCCAUGGAAUCUUUUGUCACAACUCUGGUAAGUCUUCCAACCCUGAAAGUCCUCACACUAUCUUCUCUUGGUUUAUGGGGUUCACUACCUGGCAAAAUUGCUCGGUUGUCAUCUUUGGAAAUUCUCAACAUGAGCUCCAAUUUUCUAUAUGAUACCAUCCCUGGAGAGCUCUCAUCACUGUCUACCCUCCAAUCACUGGCACUCGAUGAUAACAUGUUUGCUGGGGAGCUGCCACAUUGGCUUGGGUCGCUCCCGGCAUUAUCUGUUCUUAGUUUGAGGAAGAACAUGUUUAAUGGGACAUUACCUGAUUCAUUAAGCAAUUUGGAGAAUCUCAGAGUUCUUUCACUUUCACACAACUACUUUCGUGGUGAAGUACCGGACUUUAGCAGGUUGACCAACCUUCAGGUGCUUGAUUUAGAAGAUAAUGACUUUGGGACCGAGUUUCCUCAGCUCGGGAACAAGUUGGUCACUUUGGUUUUGAGCAAGAACAAGUUCAGAGAUGGACUCCCUACUGAAAUAAGCUCUUACUAUCAGUUGGAACGGCUUGAUCUCUCCAACAAUAACUUUGUGGGCCCAUUUCCGCCGUGUUUGUUGGCAUUGCCUUCUGUUACUUACUUAAACGUGGGGAGCAACAAGUUCACUGGAAUGCUCUUUGAGAACCAAUCAUGUAGUGGUGAGCUGAAGUUCGUUGACUUGUCAUUCAACCUUCUAACUGGACAUCUACCUAAGUGUCUUCACUCCAAGAAAACUAUUAUAUCUGAUGGAAACUGCCUGGAAAUUGGAGAUGAUCAAAGCCAAAAACCGGUUUCAUUCUGUCGCAAUGAAGCCUUAGCAGUUGGUGUCAUUCCACAUAUGAAGAAUAGGGAAGGAAGAAGCUCUAAAGCAGCAAUUAUUGCCCUGGGUGUAAUUGGUGGAGUUGUUGGAGGCAUUGCACUUGUUACUUUGAUUUUCUUGUUGGUUAGAAAGGUGAGCGCCUCGAAGGAAAUCAAGAAAUAUCCGACAAGGCUAAUUAUGGAGGAUGCAUCAACUGGUUACCCGUCCAAGUUGCUUCAAGAUGCAAGUAAAGUUUUACAGUUUCAUCUCCCCUCCUCUAUGUUCACAUCCGCUUUACUUUUUGAUGAUACCAUAUCCAUUGAGACUGAACGAAUGACCUUACUGUGCAGUUGAAUAACUUUACAAUUGGGAGUUGGUUGCUUCAUUUUUUCUGUAUAAGCUAGUUUGAAGUGUUGUUGGAUCAGAAAUGAAAAUAUGGUAACCCGUUAUGUUUCUUCCACCAUGAAGGAUAUAUAUCUCAAACAAUGAGACUAGGAGCACUUAGCCUCCCAGCAUAUCGGUCCUUUUCGUUGGAAGAGAUCGAGGAGGCUACGAACAACUUCGAGUCAUCAGCAUUCAUCGGCGAAAGUUCUCAAGGACAGAUGUACAAGGGUAAGCUGAAGGAUGGAUCUUAUGUAGCAAUUAUAUGCCUGAAAAUGAAAAGAAGCUACAGCACACAAACAUUCAUGCACCAUAUAGAGCUGAUCUCAAAGCUGAGGCACAAACAUCUGGCAAGUGCUCUAGGCCACUGCUUCGAGUGCUACUUGGAUGAUUCGAGCGUCAGCAGAAUAUUUCUCAUCUUUGAACAUGUAUCAAAUGGGAACCUAAGGAGCUGGGUCUCCGAGAGGCACACUAGGCAAAAGCUGAACUGGACACAAAGGCUGGCUGCUGCAAUUGGGGUGGCCAAAGGGAUGCAGUUUUUGCACACAGGGAUUGUGCCUGGUGUAUAUGCAAACAAUCUGAAGAUAACAGAUGUUCAGCUGGAUCAGAACCUUGUGGCAAAAAUUAGCAGUUAUAACCUGCCAUUACUUGCAGAGAUCACAGGACAGGUCGGCCGCAUGACUUCUUCAGCUGGCUCCAAGAACCCUGCAAGGACCAAUCAAGAAGCGAAAGCUGAGGUCUACGAUUUUGGCAUCAUACUCUUAGAGAUCAUCGUGGGGAGACCAUUGGAAUCUAGGAAUGAAGUAGAUGCAGUAAAAUACCAACUGCAAGCAGCUAUUGCAUCAGAUGCAGCGACGAGGAGAAGCAUGGUUGAUCAAGCUGUUCAAAGGGGAAGCUCUAUUCAGUCGGUGAAGACGACAAUGGAGAUCUGCAUGAGGUGCCUAAACAAGAACCCUGGGGAUAGGCCUUCCGUGGAGGACGUGCUGUGGAACUUGCAGUUUGCUGCUCAAUCUCAGAGCACUGAAGUAUCUCCUUCCUCGCCUGCACAGUUUAAUUAACAACCACGUCUCAGCACCAUAGAAUCACGAAGUCAGAAUUCAAGAAAUGAGUUCAAAUAUGGCUGUACCAUGGAAUUGUCUAAAUAGUAUAUAAGCUAUAAUUUAUAUAUACAAGAUCAUCGGAGUGUACCCAACAAGUGUGUAUUAAACUAUCACAUUAAUGCAAGUCAUUUGUAAUUUUGAUGUGGACCGUUGUUACUUCAUCCAUUUUAUUAGUCAGAUCACGGGUUACUUUAGUAACGCAUUCAA
Linum tenue is the source of this 3351-nucleotide messenger RNA. Lineage: Eukaryota; Viridiplantae; Streptophyta; Magnoliopsida; Malpighiales; Linaceae. The record is from the annotation of a GenBank genome assembly.